AUGCUGCGUGCGAGCGAUAGAGAUCGCCUCUUUCUUCUCGUGAGGCGGGUGUCAGGCCUCGAGGAGCAGCCACCUGUUCGAAAUGGAGAACGAGGCGCUGCCGAUGCCUUAAAGUUUUGA
Phytophthora infestans T30-4 is the source of this 120-nucleotide messenger RNA. RefSeq lists its product as uncharacterized. Bases 1 to 120 code for a protein of 39 amino acids. The record is from RefSeq and is a predicted model, not a curated record. NCBI's taxonomy places the organism in Eukaryota, Oomycota, Peronosporomycetes, Peronosporales, Peronosporaceae. The transcript has 2 exons.